AUUGGAUAUCCCGUCGUUCUAUCGUUUUACGCGCGUUUCAGUUUCGGUUACGGUGAGGAUGCAGCUAACAAGAUAUGUUAAGAUUUGUGAAACCGAGGAUGACCAACCAAUCGAAGUGCCUCUGGAAGAUGAUGACACUCUUUUACUAUCAACAUUAACCGCUCAGUUCCCAGACUGCACGGGACUUAAGUACAGGUCUGGCGACUCAGGAUGCUAUCGUGGUGUUCGUCUUUUGGAUGACCGUUUAUUUCCUCCCGCUGAUGGACAAUGGCAUGAAAACACUUUUUGUUGUGUCUUUCCAAAAUGCUCCUUAUGAUCAAAGAUAUUAAGAACGCUCUCAUACAUCGUGUGGUUUUUGAUUAUUACAACACUAAGUAAGGCAAUCCGUCUAACGGUUGUUCUCCAAGAGCUACUGGCCGGGAGAUACCGUGAAUGCUCCCUAUUGUCGUCGAAUUCCGUGUAGAAACCUCUAUUCGACAUCCUAGAUGGUAAGUCGUGGUCCUGUUUGCUGUGUAUCUCCGCUGACAUUUGGUUGAAAAUGUGUUGAAGUCCAUUCCUUUAGCGUCUUACGAGUGGUCUGGAUUUCGUGGACACUUCCAGCCGACAUUGUUGUUAAGAUACUGUGAAAGAGGAUUGUCAACCGUUUACACAGUUUCUUGUACUCUGAAACCCGGGAGUAUCCAUCAGAACCACACAUCCUCACGUCUUUAUCUAAAAAUUAUUAAAAACCGAAUAUGUCGAAAACUUCAAAAUAUUCCGUUUAACUCAGCUUAUCGUGAUGGGCUUGCCAAACUCGACUCAUCGUUCAUUUAAAUAUCUUGGAUGUUUCAUAUAAAGCACUAGCCUUCUAACGUAGUGCGUGUCAGGUACUACUGUACUGCGUUUCCGUUUUCUUUCAAAUCUAACGGCGAAAACCUCUAAUAUUUAUUCAUUAACGUACGUCUGUUAUUCCUGGAAAAAUUUUAGAAUAAAGAUUCUUACAAAUAAAUCAUUAAAUAAUUGAAGUACUGCUUUAGUCUUUUAAGUAAUUUGUAUUGGUCUCAUGCUACAGUGAAGCUGCUAGAGUAAUAUGAAACUGCUAUACACCACGUUUGUUCGACAGUUUUGUCAUCAGUUAAAGCGUUACCCUGGAUACCGAUUAGUCCAUAUACUGUUAUGGGAGGUCCAAGUGAAAAUAUAAGUAGUGAUUAUACUAACUGGUAGUUGGCAGGGUUGAUUUUAUUCAUUAAAAACAGUGCGGUAAAUUUCAGAUGCUCUUAAAUAAUUGUUUAAAGUCUGAACUUAUGGAGGUGUUAGAUAACCACGAUAUAAUUCUGUUAUUCAUUUGUUCGUAAUGUUCAUUAAUGUCCUAAAUGGUCUAAAAUAAUUUCAUUGCAGAAAUAGAUAUCGCUAACGUUUCUUUAUUUGGUAUCUUUUGUGCCUUCAACACAAGUGAUCUGGCCUUUUCGACUAAAUGUGUAAAGCAAACUUCGGGACUGGUCAUUUGAUUAUCAAUAUGUGCAUAUAAUAAUGGUACGAGAGCCUUAAGACCAACGUGGGGACUUCAAUCGGCAUAAAUAAGAAAACCUAUUUAUGUUAAAUUAUUUUGUUUCUAGAGGUGCAAUAACAUUGUACGUGAUUCCCAAUGCUUUUUUUCAAGGUUCUAAGAGAAAAGCAGAUGAAGAUUCGUUAGAUUCCAAAAUGAAGCAAAAACGUUUUGAUAAAAAAACAUGUACGGACUUGAUAGUGUUAAACUUGCCUUGGCGGGCCGAUGAAGAGACUUUACGUGACUACUUUAGCCAGUAUGGUGACCUUGUGAUGAUCCAGAUCAAGCGAGACCCCGUAACCCAACAAAGCAAAGGAUAUGGGUUUAUCCGCUUCGCUGAUUAUACAGCACAAGUUAUGUGUUUAGCUGAACGACAUACCAUUGAAAAUCGACAGUGCGAUGUUCGCAUUCCUAUAUCAAAGAUGGAGGGUGACCGUCAAGAAGUUUCCCGAAAAGUUCACAUUGGAAGAUUAACAGAAGAUAUUAGUCCCGAAACUCUGCGCCAGCAUUUCUCCCAAUAUGGAAGAGUAUCUGAUGUCUUCAUACCCAAACCCUUUCGAUCGUUCGCCUUCAUUACGUUCGAUGAUCCUGAGGUUGCAGCUUCUUUGUUAGGCAAGGACCAAGAGAUUCAAGGUAUUCGUAUAAGCGUUGGUUCUGCAGUCCCCAAACUCCCUCCUUCCGCCCGUCAAAGUAACACUAAUAAUCAACGAAUUCCAGUUACCUCGAUGCAAGCUGCUCUUCAGUCAACAAUGAUGGGAACUCAACAAUGGGGUGCUUGGCCACCAGCUUAUGGAGGUAUGGUUCAAAAUAACCGAUAUGGAGGUCAACAUUCUUCCGGUAAAGGUGGAAGUCGAAACGGAUCAAUGGGGGGAAUGAAUCCAGCAGCUGCAGCAGCAGCUGCUGUUUUAGCAGCAGAAUAUACUCGUGUCCAUCAUACUCGAAGCUCAGGUACCCCAGCAAAUGGGCAACCAGAAUACAAUGGAGUAUCUGUGGAUUCUUCAAAUUCUGCUGCACUUGCUACGAUGAAUAUCUUAAGUAAUCCGAAUGUAGUAGCCGCCAUUGUUAGCGCUGCCACUGGAGCUGGCAAUACUUCUAUGCUUGGCAAUUCUGGUGCACUUUAACACGAUGAAUGGAUUCAAAGUAUUCAAUACUCAACUCCUGCAUUUCUUACUUCCUCCUUAAUUUUGGCUCCAUUGAGUCUUUGCUUUGUAUCACUUGCCUGAACUAAAUGGGUUAUGUCAAUUUGUUGGUAAAAGAAUUGGUUUUUCAUUAUUCAAGCAACUGUGUAUUUGUUUGGGUCAGUGUGUUGUAAAUCAGUGAUUCCUCAAGGGUAGAUGUACUUCUAUUGUACGACUGUUAGUAGUGAGUCAAAAGCUUGCGUGUUUCUUUGCAUAUUGGUGUCAAUCGUGCGAUGUUAUUCGUGUACUCUGUAUGAAAGUUAUGGUACAUAAUGUUGAGAUAUGAGUGAUCAGACUGUUUGACAUGUGAAUUCUGGUGCUGCCACGUUUCAGAAAGCUGUGCUGUGUAAUGAAAGCAUCAAAAAAUAUGUUGGUACAUUUUGGUGUUUCUAAAACAGGCUAUCAGAGCUCACUCAAUAAGACGGAGGUAAUCCUGAAAACUUCCUGUGUAGGUAAUAGUAUUUUUGUAAAUACUGUCUAAGAGUAAUAUCUCUAACUUCCAACGAUAAUCAUUAAGGGUAACAAAUAGUGGGUUGCCAUAAAUCAAAAAGUUAUGGAGUAGAUACUUAGUGAUUAAAGAAGUAAGUUACGGUUACUGAUAAUGACUGCUAACUUUGUCAUUGAACUGGCUGGAUUGCCUGGUCCCUUUUUAUGGUUGAUUAGUUGACGAAUGCAUUGAUUCAAGUCCUUACACUUUCGUUCGUCUGUUUAAAUUUUGGUUUUGUUCUGUUUGCUGCGUAUAUGAUUUGCAGAUAUAUUUGUGAAGUUGUUUCUGCUGCUUAGAUAGUUAAUGAAUGACUGUUUAUAACUCAAAUCCUAUAAGUCACUUUAGUUGACUACUUAAAUCUUGAUAAUUUGACACAGAAGUUCGUAUGGCUCCUGAUGCCCAGUGGCUGGUCGGAUGUUGAUUUAUCUAGCGUUUAGUAAACACUUUAUAUUUAUAUCAAAAUCUUCCGAUUCGUUCAUUCUGUGAACAAUCUAUACAUCAUAUUUCACUUACAUUUCUAUACUUAACAAAGUUGAUACUUCUAAUUACGUGAUUAUUUUCAAUUGUGCUUCCUUUCAAGCUUGGUUAACCAUAGUCAACUUUAAAAUUCAAAAUUUGACUUACUAUAAAUGCUCCUAAAAUUUGUUUUCCUCUUGUAAAUGGUCAGUUGUUACACACAUAUUUCGCUCAGUAUAUUGUUCUUGGAAACUUAGUAACUUGUGACAGUGGACAUAAAUUUCUACAUAAUGUUGUUCAGGUAUCGUAGUAAUUGUAGUACUUUCUUACCUGUUUUUAUACAAAUGUGCAAUAACCCCGGACUUUCUUCAACUGGUUAUUUCUUUUUAUGAUCUGUGAGUCAUUUAGACCAUUCAAUAUUGUUUCACAUAUCUGUUCCACCAACUAUUAACAUACAAACCUAAUAUAUGAUAAUUGGGCAAUAGACGAAUUUCUUCGCCGAUAAAUGCAAAUUUCGAGUCAGUCGCUUGAGAUCGAACAAAAUUAGUGGCUGUAUGUAUAGAGGUGCUAAGUUAGGCAAGUAGCAUAGUGUUUUAAUCAAAGUUCAUUAUUUGAGCGGUCAUUCGUUUUGUCACUUCUUUUCUAGUGUGUAAUCAAGAGUCCUCAUUUCUCCGAUAUGUAAGGCUGUUUGUGUUUCCGUAACAACAUGCUUGUUCAUAAAUAUAAACUCAUUGUGCUCCCAU
Molecule: messenger RNA, 4389 nt
Organism: Schistosoma intercalatum
Lineage: Eukaryota; Metazoa; Platyhelminthes; Trematoda; Strigeidida; Schistosomatidae
Source: the annotation of a GenBank genome assembly